Varanus komodoensis (Komodo dragon) is the source of this 4556-nucleotide messenger RNA. RefSeq names its product phosphoribosylglycinamide formyltransferase, phosphoribosylglycinamide synthetase, phosphoribosylaminoimidazole synthetase (gene GART). NCBI's taxonomy places the organism in Eukaryota, Metazoa, Chordata, Lepidosauria, Squamata, Varanidae. The record is from RefSeq and is a predicted model, not a curated record. Gene Ontology annotation, biological process: 'de novo' IMP biosynthetic process; adenine biosynthetic process. Gene Ontology annotation, cellular component: cytosol. The transcript has 22 exons. The coding region runs from base 108 to 3224 and encodes 1038 amino acids. Gene Ontology annotation, molecular function: phosphoribosylglycinamide formyltransferase activity; metal ion binding; phosphoribosylformylglycinamidine cyclo-ligase activity.
AGGUCGAGUGGACAAAGGCUGCCGAGGCGGCGGCAGCAGGAACUCGCCCUGACACAGUUUUGGUGGCGCUAUAACGAAAAGAGCGACGGAGCGAGUGAAACCUAUAGAUGUUUAAUAAAAACAUUGUAAGCAGGAUCCGAAAUGUUUAUAGAAAACGGGCACGACGGGCGGCUUACCAAGGCCCGAAUCGCCAACCAAUGGCUGACCAAGUGCUUGUGAUAGGCAGUGGAGGCAGAGAACAUGCUCUGGCUUGGAAACUGGCACAGUCCCCUCACGUGCAGCAGGUUCUGGUAGCUCCAGGAAAUGCCGGGACAGCUAAACAUGGGAAAAUUUCCAAUUCAGUUAUUUCAGUGAGUGAUCACGCUGCUCUUUCAAAAUACUGCAAAGACCGAAAGAUUGGACUUGUAGUGGUUGGUCCAGAAGUCCCUCUUGCUGCAGGAAUUGUCGAUGACUUGACAGCUGUUGGUGUGAGAUGUUUUGGUCCCACGGCAAAGGCAGCUCAACUCGAAUCCAGUAAGAGCUUUUCAAAAGCCUUUCUGGAUCGUCAUGGCAUCCCAACUGCAAGAUGGAAAGCUUUCACUAAUGCUGAAGAAGCUUGUGCCUUUAUUAAUAGUGCGGCUUUCCCUGCCCUGGUUGUAAAGGCGAGUGGUCUGGCUGCUGGAAAAGGUGUGAUUGUGGCUGCAAACAAAGGUGAAGCAUGCAAAGCUGUUCAUGAAAUAAUGCAAGAUAAAACUUUUGGAGCAGCUGGAGAAACUGUUGUUGUUGAGGAACUUCUUGAAGGAGAAGAGGUUUCUUGCUUAUGCUUCACGGAUGGUGCCACUGUUGCCCCAAUGCCACCCGCCCAGGAUCACAAACGAUUAAUGGAUGGAGAUCAGGGCCCAAAUACUGGCGGCAUGGGGGCCUAUUCCCCAGCACCUCAGCUAUCCAAGGAUCUGCUUCUGAAAAUCAGAAAUUCUAUUCUCCAGAAAACAGUUGAUGGUAUGAGAAAAGAGGGUAUUCCUUACAUAGGUGUGCUCUAUGCUGGGUUAAUGCUAACCAAAGAUGGACCAAAAGUCUUAGAGUUCAACUGUAGAUUUGGUGACCCUGAAUGUCAGGUAAUUCUCCCACUACUUAAAAGUGACCUUUAUGAAAUUAUGCAAGCAACCAUUGAUAGAAAGUUAUCCUGCCACAUGCCUGUUUGGAUUGAAGAUUGUGCAGCUGUGACUGUGGUCAUGGCUAGUGAAGGCUAUCCGGGAAACUAUGCCAAGGGUUUGGAAAUAACAGGAUUUUCUGAGGCUAAAGAGCUAGGCCUGGAAGUGUUCCAUGCAGGCACAGCCACAAAGGAUGGCAAAAUAGUGACCAGCGGAGGCAGAGUCCUCACUGUGACAGCUAUCAAGAAUGACCUUGUAUCUGCACUAGAAGAAGCCAACAAAGGAGUAGAAAUCAUUCGGUUCCGAGGGGCCAUUUAUAGAAAGGAUAUUGGUUAUCGGGCUAUUGCUUUUCUUAAACAAUCCAGAGGCCUGACUUACAAGGAUAGUGGUGUAGAUAUUGCAGCUGGUAACACCUUGGUUCAGCAAAUUAAACCUUUUGCAGCAGCCACAUCCAGGCCAGGCUGUAAUGCUGAGCUUGGAGGGUUUGCUGGACUUUUUGACUUGAAAGAAGCAGGAUAUAAAGAUCCAGUCUUGGUAUCUGGAACAGAUGGUGUUGGAACAAAGCUCAAGAUUGCCCAGCUGUGCAACAAGCAUGACACAAUUGGUCAGGACUUGGUCGCCAUGUGUGUCAAUGAUGUCCUAGCUCAAGGAGCUGAGCCCCUCUUUUUCCUUGAUUAUUUUGCCUGUGGAAAGCUGGAUGUUGAGAUGGCACGGACAAUCAUAGCUGGAGUAGCUGAGGCUUGUAAAUUGGCAGGAUGUGCUCUCCUUGGAGGAGAAACUGCUGAAAUGCCUGGCAUGUAUCUACCUGGAGAAUAUGACCUGGCUGGCUUUGCUGUUGGUGCUGUGGAACGAGGACAGAUGCUUCCCCAGCUGGACAGAAUUGUUCAUGGAGACAUGAUUAUUGGAAUUGCCUCCUCUGGUGUUCACAGCAAUGGGUUUAGCCUUGUGAGAAAGAUUGUCGAAAACUCUCCUUUAGAUUUUUCCUCUCCUUCAGUGGGUGGCCCUAGUGAUCAGACGUUAGGACAGCAACUGCUUACACCCACCAAAAUCUACAGCAAAGUUCUUAUGCCAGCCCUUCGCUCAGGUCACGUGAAGGCGUAUGCCCAUAUUACUGGGGGAGGGCUGCUGGAAAACAUCCCGCGGGUACUCCCAGCAUCACUUGGUGUAGUUUUAGAUGCCUUGAGUUGGAAGAUACCACACAUCUUUUCCUGGCUUCAAAAAGAAGGAAACCUGUCAGAAGAGGAAAUGGCUCGAACAUUUAAUUGUGGGAUUGGUGCAGUCUUAGUGGUGCAGAAGGACCUGGCUGGGCAGGUUCUGAAGGACAUCCAGAGGCAUGAAGAGGCAUGGUUGAUUGGAAAAGUUGUACAUCAUGAAGCAGGGUCUGACCACGUUAAAAUCAAUAACUUGCUUCAAGCCUUACAAGCCAAUAAUUUACAGUCUUCUCACAAGCAACAGAGCAAAACCCAGCCAAGUAAAACAAGGGUGGCCGUCCUCAUCUCUGGAACAGGCACAAAUCUGGAAGCUUUAAUAAGCAGCACAAAAAAACCAACAAGCUCUGCACAAAUUGUGCUUGUCAUUUCAAACAAAGCUGGUGUUGAAGGGUUAAAAAGAGCUGAAAGAGCUGGCAUCCCUACAAAAGUAAUUGACCACAAACAGUACAGCAAUCGUGUUGAGUUUGACAGUGCGAUGGAUAAAGUUCUUGAGGAGUUCUCCACUGAACUGAUCUGCCUUGCAGGAUUUAUGAGGAUCUUGUCUGGUCCUUUUGUCAGAAAGUGGAAUGGAAAAAUUUUGAAUAUCCACCCUUCCUUGCUGCCUUCAUUUAAAGGAGCAAAUGCCCAUAGACUGGUACUGGAGGCUGGAGUCCAAGUCACUGGGUGCACUGUGCAUUUUGUUGCUGAAGAAGUUGAUGCUGGAGCAAUUAUUUUUCAAGAGGCAGUUCCAGUGAAGCCUGGAGACACAGAGAAAACCUUGUCAGAGAGAGUGAAAGAAGCAGAGCACAGAGCCUUCCCAGCUGCAUUGCAGCUAGUAGCGAGUGGCGAAGUACAUUUGGGAGGGGAUGGGAAGUUAUGCUGGAAUUCAGAAAAACACUACUGAAGUGCAGAGGAAGAAAUAUCAUGCAUAUUUUUGUUUUUCAUUGUGUAGCACACAAUAGCAAGGUUUUAAAGUCUUAAUCAAGCCAAGAUCAGGAAGCUAAAUUGGGAAGGGAAUUAACUGGCUGUCUCUAAUAUGUUUGCCAUGCUCUGGUGCCUUAAAAUAGAACCCUGUAGGCACUGGUCCAUAGGACAAGGCAUUUGUGUAAUCAACGCAGGUUCACCCACUGUCUUAUGAGGAGUUCAUCAUUAAGGUGCACUAAAACGAUAAACACCUACAUGGAGAAUUACUCCACCCAAAUAGCUUGCCAUGUGACCUGCACAGUACAUGGCCUAAGAUUCUGCUUCAACGGGUCAGCCAUUUGGCAGAGUCCAGACUUAAAUUGGGCCUCAGCCCAAUUUACUCAGCACCUUAACAGCCUAACUGUACUGCCAGAAAAGGUAACAGAAUAAGAAUAUGAAUUAAGCAUUUAAUAGCAUCCUCUCAUAAGGUUUUUCUGCUCAGACAUAAAAAGUAAUUCAGAAUAAUUGAACUAUUGAUUCGGAAUUGAUCCCGUUAUUUAGAUGGGUGAGGAAGGGCUCUGCAUGCAGAAGGUCCCUUUGCCUAAUUUUUAUGAUUCCCUUACCCACCCCACCACUCACCCCAUUCAGUAGGUUCUCCUGACUUCAUUUUCAGGCAGCUGGGAAGGUUCCAUGGAAAGCAAAGGGUGUGGGAGCCCACUUCUGCCCGCACAGCUAAACCAGGCUUUAAGGCUAUGUAAUUCAGAAUCAAGUUUAGUCAUUGACAUUGCCAUAAUAUAGGUGGUAAAUGUUCUGUUGCAUGGAGAUCCACUAUUUAAUUCUUCAAAGAAACGUGGCAGUAUCACUGAAUGCCAGCUGCCCUUAGAUUAUCACCUGCACAAGAUCUAGUCUCCCCACCCUUUUUAAACCUAUUAUACUGUGAAACAUAUUUGAAUGGUCCAUUGAAACUUAGCUUAUAACAUUACAGAGAUACAUGCUAACUUUUAAAAAGAUUUUUGUAUCAUGGCUAGUAAACACAAUGGAGGCAUAUUGUAAUUCAUCUACUGUAAUUCUUGUUUGAAAGGAAAAAAAAGAAUUAGGUAGUUAUCAGAAGUGUCUUUCAUAAAACAUUUCACAAAUGUCACUUCAAGGAAAUACAUGUGUAUUUCCACUGUGUUGUGUUUUUGCAAUAAGUUACAAAACUAAUCAGUGUUCAAACAAGGAUCCAUGGAACUAGGACUGCAAUCAUAAUACUGUUCCAUUCUUGCCACUUGUUUUAUAUCCAUAUGUUUGAUGACCUCAUACCUCAUCCUAAUAAAAUUUUUAAUGUCAGAAA